UUUCUUUCAUCGACUUCAUAACAAAGUCAACACAAGCUUUUGUCAACUUUCCUCUUCCUUUCACUACCCGACUCGCACGCAGCAAGCAUUCUGUAAUCUGCGCUUUCUCUGGAAACCUUGGUUUCUUGCUUGUAUGAAGAGAAAUCCUCUGCUCAAACCCUUUUGAUCCCCACAUGUGUUCUCUCUUCCUCGCAAACGCCAUGUUUGACCCCUUCCGUUCUCUCUCAACUCUAUAAAGAAAACCACUCAUUUCCUUCUAAACUACUAGGAUCAGAUCUUUUGUUGUUUUGAAAUUCUGAUCGUAAACUCUAUCUACUCAAAUCCAAAGUUGAUUCUUUGAUUCGUUCUUUGUUGGAUACGAAAUUGCGAAUUUCCUUUGUCUCUUCAUAUCACUGCUUAUUUAAUUAGUCUCCUUUGUCCACUAAUUUUAGUCUGUUGCUAGCGAAUUGCAGUCUUGCCAAUUUUUUUCUUGCUUCAAGCAGUCAUCUUCAAAAUGCUUUCUUUCCACCACCAUCUGUACUCUCGAUUAAAGCAUUAAAAUUUCAUGCUUACGGAUUUAAUAUUCGAAUUUCUGGGAUCCGCAGUGUCUUGUCUUGAGGAAUCCGGGUUUUCCUGUUUACCAUCAGCACUUAAUUUCUUCUAGGGAUUUGUUAGAGAGGGAAAUGUGGGAUGUUUUCGUGGUUGGCAAGGAUAGUUUCUGCGUGCUUGAGGCCGGUCAGGCGGUAUGCCCGCAUGAGCAAGGAUGACGUGGAUGAUCCUUCCUCGAUUGAAGACACUUUGCUAUGGUAUAAGGACCUCGAGAAACACUCGUGCGGCGAAUUCUCUUAUGCUGUGGUUCAGGCCAAUGAAAUUAUCGAGGAUCACAGCCAGGUCGAGACUGGCUCCGACGCAAUGUUUAUCGGAGUGUACGACGGCCACGGUGGUCCCGAAGCGUCUCUGUUCAUCAGCGAACACCUUUUCCAUCACCUAAUGAGGAUAGCUCGAGAUAAUGGUACUAUAUCUGAAGAUAUCCUGAGAGGUGCUGUUUCCGCGACUGAAGAUGGAUUUCUAACUUUUGUUCGAAGGACUUAUGGUAUAAAGCCAUUGAUGGCAGCGAUCGGUUCCUGUUGUCUGGCUGGUGUUAUUUGGAAAGGGACUUUAUAUGUCGCCAACCUUGGAGACUCUCGUGCUGUAAUUGGUUCUGUAGAUAGAUCUAAUAAGAUCGUUGCUGAGCAGUUGACUAGAGAGCACAAUGCUAGCAAAGAGGAGGUUCGACGUGAACUUAGGUCCUUACAUCCUGAAGAUUCGCAGAUUGUAGUUAUGAAGCAUGGAACGUGGCGCAUUAAGGGCAUCAUCCAGGUAUCUAGGUCUAUAGGCGAUGCAUAUUUGAAAAGACCAGAGUUUUCUCUUGAUCCUUCGUUCCCACGAUUCCACCUGCCAGAUCCCAUCCGGCGGCCUGUGCUGACAGCCGAUCCAUCUAUAUGUUCAAGGGUCCUACAACCUAAUGAUAAAUUCCUAAUAUUUGCUUCUGAUGGACUUUGGGAACACUUGACAAAUCAGGAAGCUGCGGAGAUCGUUCAUAACAAUCCUCGAACGGGGAUAGCAAGAAGACUGCUCAAAGCCGCCCUGAACGAGGCGGCUAGGAAGCGAGAAAUGAGGUAUAAAGAUCUGCAGAAGGUGGAGAGGGGGAUCAGGAGGUUCUUUCAUGAUGAUAUCACGGUUGUGGUUGUCUUCAUCGACCACGAGAUGGUUGGGAAGAAUAUUGCUGUGCCUGAAUUGUCCAUCAGGGGCUUCAUUGACACAGUUCGUGCAUCCAAUUUUAAGGUCGUUCGGGAUUGACGAUUGACAUCAAUGCAAUGUUCACUCUAUAGUUCUUUUACCAACGAACUUGAACGACUCUGCUUGUUUUAUGGGGAAUUAAGUUCAGAAAGUUGCAAUUCACAUUGACAUUUUUGCAGGAUCUCGUCCUUGUUUAUUCUGAACACUUCUUGGUGCCUAACCUUUACAAAUUGACACCUUAUCGCUUGGUAGACUGGCGCUUUUUUUUUUUUUUUUUUUGAGUUGGAAAGGGGGGGUCUUUGAGGUUAUAGAGAAGAGACAGACAUUGAAGUGUGACAAUGCCUCGUUUGUUUGAAUAAAGUCCGAUAAUUUGGAG
Molecule: messenger RNA, 2134 nt
Organism: Neltuma alba
Lineage: Eukaryota; Viridiplantae; Streptophyta; Magnoliopsida; Fabales; Fabaceae
Product: probable protein phosphatase 2C 25
Exons: 4
Coding region: 670-1818 (382 amino acids)
Biological process (GO): protein dephosphorylation
Molecular function (GO): cation binding; protein serine/threonine phosphatase activity
Source: RefSeq, a predicted model, not a curated record